This is a messenger RNA of Colletotrichum acutatum, 1257 nucleotides long. Its product is annotated as O-methyltransferase. The transcript is spliced from 3 exons. Gene Ontology annotation, molecular function: O-methyltransferase activity. Lineage: Eukaryota; Fungi; Ascomycota; Sordariomycetes; Glomerellales; Glomerellaceae. The coding region runs from base 1 to 1257 and encodes 418 amino acids. The record is from RefSeq and is a predicted model, not a curated record.
AUGGGCUCUAUUCCGGAAAAGACGCUUUUGGACACCUCCAUCGCGACCCAAGCCAAUGAUGCCAAAGGCGUAGCACACCUAGCCAACACCAUCGGCACUCUCGGUACAUCCUUCCUCCCCAACGAUGAACAGGGUCGUCUUGCGCUUCUGAAGCAGGCCCGGUCACUGCUACAGGCACUGGAAACCCCAAGAGAAACAAUGAUUAAACAUUGUUGGGCUCAGUUGCUGUUACCAUCAGCCUGCUGGACCUUCGUCAUUGCGACCGGCAUUGAGUCGGGGCUGUUUGAGUAUCUGGUUCAAAACCCUGGUCCGAAGACCGUGGAUCACCUAGGCAAAGCACUUCGCUUCGACAUCGAUGUACUUUCUCGCACACUGCGUCAUCUCUGUUCGACGGGAUACCUCAAGGAAGUUGGCCCAGAUGAGUACGAAGGAACGAACUUCACCAGGUCGCUGAGUAUACCGAUCAUAGCCGGCGGAUAUCCCUGUCUCGUCGAAAAUUGCUGGCCGACCUUCUCGAAUUUCCCCCUCUAUCUCAAGAAGCACGAUUGGUCCAUCUCGCCGGACCCAAGAGAGGGGCCAAUGCAGGAUGUCAUUGGUAAAGACAACAACUUCUUCAAGCACAUGAUGACCAACCAUCCCGCCGGAGAAUUCCAGAACCAUAUGGCUGGAUACAGGCAAGGACGGCCUUCCUGGAUGGAUGACGGAUUCUUCCCCGUUUCAGAGCGCCUUGUCAAAGGUGCAGACAGUUCACCAGAGGCGGCUUUUCUCGUCGACAUUGGCGGUAGCAUUGGCCACGAUCUGGACGAAUUUUGUCGAAAGCAUCCCACUGCUCCGGGUCGACACGUCCUUCAAGAUCUCGAAUACGUACUAUCUCAGACUCAGAAGGUUGACCGUAAGAUUGAGCCCAUGUCGUACGAUUUCCACACAGAGCAGCCUGUCAAAGGCGCAAGAGCCUAUUAUAUGCACUCUGUCUUACACGAUUGGACGGAUGAUGUUUGCGGGAGCAUCUUGUCGCGCGUCACUGAGGCAAUGAAACCGGGUUACAGCAAACUCCUCAUUAAUGAGAAUGUGAUUCCCUCAAUUGGGGCAGAUUGGCAGGCUACGGCGCUGGAUAUGAUGAUGAUGACACUCUUUAGUUCCAGGGAGCGAACAGAGGAGCAAUGGCGCAAGCUUCUGGAACCUGCUGGUCUCAAGAUUGUCAAGAUUUGGUCAGCGGGUGAAGGCGUGGAGAGCUUGAUUGAGUGUGAGUUGGCAUAA